This is a messenger RNA of Olea europaea var. sylvestris, 1580 nucleotides long. RefSeq names its product ethylene-responsive transcription factor RAP2-12-like. The coding region runs from base 111 to 1283 and encodes 390 amino acids. The transcript is spliced from 3 exons. Gene Ontology annotation, biological process: regulation of DNA-templated transcription; ethylene-activated signaling pathway. Lineage: Eukaryota; Viridiplantae; Streptophyta; Magnoliopsida; Lamiales; Oleaceae. The record is from RefSeq and is a predicted model, not a curated record. Gene Ontology annotation, molecular function: DNA-binding transcription factor activity; DNA binding.
UACCAUUUCUUCAAUCUUCAUAUUCUCUUUGUAUGAAAAAUCACUUUUUUUUAAUGAAAAAGCCUGCCAUUUGAUUGUAAAAAAUUCACAGAAAAAGGAAAUAAUCAGAAAUGUGUGGAGGAGCUAUAAUAUCGGAUUUGUUGCUGCCGAGCCGAACAUCGCGCAAGCUGACUGCUGACUUGCUAUGGGGCAGUGGCGGCGGCGGCGCCGCCGAUCUGGGCAACGGCAAGAGGAAGAUUCCGGGGAGUAACCACUCAAAACUACUGAGAUCUAAGCCGGUUGUUCAUAUUGACGAUGAUUUCGAGGCUGAUUUUCAGGACUUUAAGGAUCGCUCCGAUGAUGAAGUGGUGACCGAUGUCAAGCCUUUUGCCUUCUCUGCUUCCAAAAACUCCAACCUUCGGGGAUCAAAAUCUGUAAAAUCUACUGAGAGUGAUGAGGAUUCUGAAAAGUCAUCAAAGCGAAAGAGGAAAAACCAGUACAGAGGGAUCCGACAACGUCCAUGGGGUAAAUGGGCUGCUGAGAUCCGAGACCCUAGAAAAGGUGUCCGAGUUUGGCUUGGAACUUUUAACACUGCUGAGGAAGCUGCAAGAGCUUACGAUAUUGAGGCUCGGAGGAUCAGGGGCAACAAAGCUAAGGUAAAUUUUCCUGAAGAUGCCCCAGUUUCUGCCACAAAACGUGCUGGUAAGGUGAAUCCUUGUGAAGCACUUCCUAAGGAAAGUUCAGACUAUGUUCAGCAAAGCAUGAACCAGAAUGAUAUGACUUUCAUGAAUGUGCUGGACAAUGGCAACUAUGAUUCAUUCAGCUUCCCUGAAGAGAAACCGCCAACAAAUAAGUAUAGUGAUGCUGAUUUUUACCCUUCCGAGGGUGUCUUGGGAGUACAAUCACUUGCCCCUUCUGAUGGUGUUAAUAUCUACUUCAGCUCUGAUCAAGAAAGCAAUUCGCUUGAAUGCUCGGACUUCGGGUGGGGAGAAAAUUGUGCUAAAACUCCAGAAAUUUCAUCUGUCCUCUCGGCUGUUGUUGAAGACAAUCAAACUCAAUUUGUGGAGGAUGCUAGCCCAGCAAAGAAACUCAAGUCAGAUUCUGGAGAUCUGGUGCCUGCUGAAAACACCGAAGAUCCAUCGUUUGAGUCCCAGAUGAAGCCCUUUCAGAUGCCAUAUCUGGAUGGAAAUUGGGAAGCUUCACUCGAUGCAUUCCUCAAUGGAGAUGCAAUUCAAGAUGGUGGGAACGAAAUGGAUCUUUGGUCAUUUGAUGAUGUUCCAGCCAUGCUGGGUGGAGUUUACUGAGCACCAUUUCUGGCUAUCUGUACAUAAAUCUUCAUGUGCGUUGUUGAUGGUCGUCGUGGAUGGAAAUUCAAGCAUGCUUUGGUGCUGUAGAAGACUGGCUAAAUAAGCAUUACAUAGGCAAUAGGGAUCGAACUAUCUUUUGAGACUUUUAAUUUGGGAUGAUUUUAAAUUUGUCUGUGUGAAUGUUAAAAGACAUGUAAACUGAUGUUUCUGUUAUGCCGGGUUUGUUGGUUGCUACAUUAUAUCUUUCUUCUUGUAGACGUAUGCUAUUUUUCCUAAAGCAUUAUGACUUCAUUA